Molecule: messenger RNA, 5630 nt
Organism: Cydia pomonella (codling moth)
Lineage: Eukaryota; Metazoa; Arthropoda; Insecta; Lepidoptera; Tortricidae
Product: hexosaminidase D-like
Exons: 12
Coding region: 409-1821 (470 amino acids)
Molecular function (GO): hexosaminidase activity
Source: RefSeq, a predicted model, not a curated record
AUAGUCAGAAAUGUUAGAAUGAGACAAGUUGACAGAGGAGUUGUUUCCAUUAAGUAGAAGUAAAAUCUUGGAAAAAUCACGAUCUAAGACAAAUUGUUACAUCUACUGAGCCCCGUUUAGCUAGGUUUAAAACAAAUGAAAAACGUCUCUGCCUAGUGAUCCGUCAUGGCUUAAAGGACUAGCAUCCAGGCCAUAAUUAUUAUAAAUAAAAAGUGAUCUGCCAAGGACGUCAAAGUCAAUAGUCAUAGUUAAUAAAAAAAUUCAAAUCAAAUGAAAUUGUAAUUUAGGAAAACAAAAACAUACAAAAUUACGUGUUUGAAUAUUACAAUAGAUAUAACAAAUAAAUUGCUGUUCAUUUUGUGUUACUAACUGUAUAGAGGCUCACACAAUAUUUACUUGGCUAUAAAAAUGCACAGAAUAGUACACUUGGAUUUAAAAGGUGCACCGUUCAAAGUACAUUAUUUAGAAAAGGUGAUACUGGCAGCAAAAUCAUGGGGAGCAACGGGCAUACUUCUAGAGUGGGAGGACACAUUUCCAUACUCCGCAGCAUUGGCAGACAUUGGCAGCGUCCGUGGCAGCGGGGGCGAUGGGAUGUACAGCAUAGAAGAAGUUCGGCAUCUUCUAAGGUUCAUUAAAGAUCAUGGCUUGGAGCCAAUCCAGCUCGUCCAAACCAUUGGACACAUGGAGUUUGUGCUAAAGCACCCAGCUUACCAUAGCCUGCGAGAAUUAGCUCGCUCUCCGGCUGUGCUGUGUCCGUCCCGGCCUGAAGCCCUACAGCUGGUGAAAAUGAUGCUGGACCAGACGUUGGAAGCUCAGCCCACGGCAGAGUACCUACAUAUUGGGGCUGACGAGGUGUGGCAUACUGCAGUAUGUCCUGACUGCCAGAACCGAGCUGCCAACAACAUCCACAAUACUGCGAGCCUGUAUCUGGAGCACAUACGAGAAUUAGCCUUAUUCCUUAAGCAGAAGAGGCCAAAUUUGACUGUACUUAUGUGGGAUGACAUGCUGCGGUCGGUUAAAGCUGAUACUUUGAUUGCGUAUCAGCUAGGAGAGCUAGUACAACCGGUUGUAUGGCAAUACAACGCCAUAGAGCACUUCCACAUAGACCCGUCACUGUGGGAGAGCUACCGACAAGUGUUCCCGCAGCUCUGGGCCGGCUCUGCUUUUAAAGGGGCCAAUGGCAGUUGUCAGAUACUGUCCCCAGUUAGAAGGUACGUCAGCAAUCAAGAAGCAUGGAGGAUGGAAGUAAAGAAAUAUAGUCACAGCAUCAGCUUUGCUGGAAUCAUUCUGACUGGCUGGUCAAGGUUUGACCACUACGCGACGUUAUGUGAACUGUUACCAGUUUCGCUGCCAAGUCUCGCGAGCUGUCUAAAGGCCUGGACUAUGGAUGACAGGUCUCUAGAGUCAGUAGUAAGCGAAGUAUUACCCCCAGAGCAAUGGCCGGGUUCGGAUCUAGCACGGUGCGUGCACUCCUUCGUCGUGCUUCGAGACCGUGCCAACAUCAUAAUACACGGUGAUCUAGUAAAAACUUGGCUGAAUCCGUGGCAAAUAGAAAAUGGAUACAUAAAUCCCGUCCAAGUAGAGGGCCUAGCCAUGACCGUCCAGCAGUUACUCCUAGAGCUAACAUCUCUCCAAACCGACCUAACUCGGACCCUAUACGCUCUAACGGGAUCCCGAAGUGCGGGUGAAUGGCUGAACACGUUCCCCGCGCCCGUGCUCCGACAACUGACGGAGCUGCGCGACGUCGCCGCGGCGGCUGCGAAGGCAGAUGCCAGCGUCAGUCCGAGGCCUAAGCACUGCCAUUUGAUGUCCCCCACUUAGGCUGAGAUGGAAGGCGUGCGCAGAGAAGCCAACACGUAUGCCAAUGAAAUAGAGGUGUACCCCGAGCGGAGGCUGCCCUUGCCCGUGUCACGGGACGCACGCAGAGGCAACACCCGCCAGGUUAUACCUGAAAACUAUUGAGAGGUCAUAGAAUAAUGAAAUCUGUAACGUAUGUAUUAAUCAGCAUCAUAAAUAGCGGAUCAGACUACGCGUCAAAAGUAUCUCUAACAGCUUGACAAAAAAGAUAAUAUAUGUCUCUAUAUAUACAGGAACCUAAUGAGGAAGCUAAUGAAGGGCGACCUUCCAAUAUCGCUAAAGCGUAAACCCGUUGACACGUGUAUUCUGCCUGUCCUAACCUACGGUGCCCAAACAUGGUCGCUCACUGAGAGUCAGAAGUACUAAUGGAAGGUUUGCCAGCGAGCAAUGGAGCGCAGCAUUCUAGGUGUCAGAAGGCCGGAUCGCAUCCGGAACACUACAUUGCGCUCCAGUACACGCAUAGCUGACGAUUGCGCUCCAAAACACGCAUAGCUGACGAUUACGCUCCAAAACACACAUAGCUGACGAUUGCGCUCCAAAACACGCGUAGCUGACGAUUGCGCUCCAACACACGCAUUGCUGACGAUUGCGCUCCAACACACGCAUUGCUGACGAUUGCGCUCAAAAACACGCAUAGCUGACGAUUGCGCUCCAAAAUACGCACAGCUGACGAUGGCGCUCAAAAACACGCAUAGCUGACGAUUGCGCUCCAAAACACGCAUAGCUGACGAUUGCGCUCCAAAACACGCAUAGCUGACGAUUGCGCUCCAAAACACGCGUAGCUGACGAUUGCGCUCCAAAACACGCAUAGCUGACGAUUGCGCUCCAACACACGCAUUGCUGACGAUUGCGCUCCAAAACACGCAUAGCUGACGAUUGCGCUCCAAAACACACAUAGCUGACGAUUGCGCUCCAAAACACGCAUUGCUGAUGAUUGCGCUCCAAAACAAGCAUAGUUGUCGUAGGGGCGAAGACCGUCAAGCUGAAGUGGGACUGGGCGGGUCACGUCUACCGCGUGCAUCCGGAUAGGUGGGCUAGUAUAGCCACCAAGUGGAUGCCGCAAGUUAAGGCCAGAAAUCACUGCUAAAAGUUAUGUACUUCAAGCCAUUUGGAUUUCCUACCUAUAUAAGCUUUCUGACGUAUUAUCUGUAAGGAGAAGAAACAAUAUAAUUCCAACAGUUCAAAUAAACACAACAUAUGCGAGUAGACAAUUUGUUUGUAAAUCCGUUAAACUAUAUAAUUCUAUUAAUAAACAUUUAAAUAUAUUUCCAUUGCAUUAUCACAUUACGAAAGUAAAAGGAUAAUAACAAAUGUAGAUUUUGGACCCGGGUAUGUACUACGUUCAAAAGAGAGGUAUGAGCACUGUGAGUGUCAUCUCGUUUUGUGUGGUUGGGCACAGCACAGCGGAUGUGAGUCCAGAUCUAGAGCAGAGCCCAACUGGGGUAGUACCUCCAUCUUAUAGAAAACUGCAGCCAAAUAACACUAGACACUCAUAGUGUUGUGUUCCUGCCGGUGAGUAAGGUUGCCAGGGCUCAACGAGGGUGCGGAGUGUUAAGGUACGUAACGCGCGUGUAAACUCUGGAGUUGCAAGCGUCUAUAGGCUACGGAGACUGCUUAUCAGGCAGGCCGUAUGUUUGUUUACCGCCGACGUAGUCUAUAAGAAAUAUUUAUAUCUAUAUGGAUAUUUAUAUUUAUAUGGAUAUUUGUUCCUGAGUCAUGGGUGUUUUGUAUGUAUUUAAGUAUUUAUAAAUAUUUAUAUAUUAUAUAUAUCGUUGUCUAAGUACCCUCAACACAAGCCUUAUUGAGCUUACUGUGGGACUUAGUCAAUUUGAGUAAUAAUGUCAUAUAAUAUUUAUUUAUUUAUCUACUUUGCAGGGUAGAAAAUACUUUUAGCAUGUUGUUGAAUCGGCUACUAUUGAUGCUGACUUUACUAAUGGUGCUCCCACAAUAGCCGUUAUAAAAUUUUACAUAAAAUCGUGUGACAGGGGCAACAUAAUAAAUUACUAUCAAUACUAUCAUGAUGUCCUUGUCACACGACGUUAUAUAACAUUUUAUAACGGCCAAUGUGGGAGCACAUUAGUGAAAACGACUGGAUAUAUUAUAAAUAAAUAUGAUUAAAGAAAAUCUAAGAUCUUCGAAGCUUUAAUUAAAACUGUAAAAGGACUAUUAGAGUAGUUUUAAAACUUUGCCAAAAUUCGGUGCUAAGUCAAAUUUAACUUUAUUUAAUUUUGUCGAAUUUAUCUACAUACCUAUUGUAGUUUAAAUAUUGUAGAAAAAUGUAUAUUUCCUAGUAAAAAUGUGUAUAACGUUUGUUUAAUGUUUUAACGAUCAAAUAUACUACCGUAAACCUACACAACUAUAGUCCAAUACUGCAACUAUGGUCCACAAGUUCGAAAGGAAAUUAAGUAUCUAUACCAAUGUUCCUUUUGGCUUACUCCUAGUUUUACCUUCCAUUUAUAAACAUCCUUGCCUUAGAACUACAAAAAUAUAGUAGAAUACACACCUGAACGAGAAAAAAUUAGUUUAUUUGUGGACCAUAGUUGGGAGCUUUGGACUAUAGUUGGGUGGUUUUACGGUACAUAUGCAAUUAUGCAAAAUACGAGUAUUGGUAGCAUAGUAACUAGUGUAACUACCUACAUAAUUUUGUUAAAAUGAUGCAUAUACCUAUUUAGACUUGUAGACAAUCUCGAUGCAUUGCUCUAGUCUGUUUGUGUGACAUGAUGGGCUCGGCUAAAAUCAAUAUUGUUGUAUUUUGUUAAUCUGUAAAAACAAUUGGUUUACACAAUCAUUAUUAUGUUGACAAGGCGUUUAACAUUUUCCAGUGAGGUCGGCCGGUCGAAGUGUUUACAGAUGGCGCCAGAAUUUUACCUAAAAAUCCUACGAAUAGUGUAAUUUUUUUUUAUGGAAUUGCCCUUAAAGCUUCCAUAGAACAAAACUAAGAGAGGAAUCUAUGCUGGCGCCAUCUAUAAAAACUUUUGACAGUUUCCAACCCCAUUGCAGUGCCAUCUGCAUCGUUUUUUUAGGGUUCCGUAGCCAAAUGGCAUAAAACGGAACCCUUAUAGUUUCGCCAUGUCCGUCUGUCUGUCUGUCUGUCUGUCUGUCUGUCCGAGGCUUUGCUCCGUGGUCGUUAGUGCUAGAAAGCUGAAAUUUGGCAUGGAUAUAUAAAUCAAUAAAGCCGACAAAGUCGUACAAUAAAAUCUAAAAAUUAAUUUUUUUUUAGGGUACCUCCCUAAGAAAAAUAAUGUGUCCCCCUCUAACUUUUGAACCAUAGGUCCAAAAAAUAUGAAAAAAAUCGUGGAAGUAGGGCUUAAGAAAGACAUUAAAUGAAAACUAUAGCGGACAUGAUCAGUUUAGCUGUUUUUGAGUUAUCGCAAAAAGUUUUCCCUUCAUAGUAAAAAGACUUACUUUAAUUAGGUACUGAUUAUGUAAAUUUGCCUAUUUGUUUAACUCGGGUGAAAGGUACCGUUUCAUCCCUUGGUUAACAAUUUACUAUACUUUAAGCUCCAGUUUAGCUUAUUGUGACGGAAGAGUAACUACGGAACCCUACACUGAGCGUGGCCCGACAUGCUCUUGGCCGGUUUUUAUAUAUGGAGUCGUAGGUAUUUAGAUAAUUAUUAGCAAUUUGGUCGGACUGUACAUACCAGACAAUUAGUAAAUUAAAGGUUACAUUAUGAAAGAUACCGAUUUUAGAUUAACAUUGCCCCAUACAUACUUAUUUUGUCAUAAAAUAGAUUUACUAACUAAACACCAAUAAAGAUCUUAUACUAUCAAAA